CCGGAAGGGCGGUGACGGCGGCAGGACUCAGCGGGACAACUACGCAGGGUCCUCGCACGCGACCCACGUGGGCAGCAGCCGGAGCCGCGAUCCUGGGACCUGAUCUGUCCGGACUUCCCCGGGAUUCGUCGGUGUCUCCUUCGGGUCACCCCACUGUCUCCCACGUCCUACCAGCAUGGCAGCAGCCGACGGUUUGCUUCUCAACGUUUCGGAGUCCCCGGCCGCCGCCACCAGGACGUUCUCCAGACCUUUCCGAGCCCAGGCGAGGCGGCAAGCAAAGGCUACCAAAAGAAAAUACCAAGCAUCCAGUGAGGCUCCCCCAGCAAAACAGAGGAAUGAAACAUCAUUUCUCCUAGCCAAGAAAACUAGUAUUGAAGAAACUCAAAGGACUUUUAAGGGGAAGGCACAGAAAACAUUUUCUCUAAAGAAGUACUUGGCUAGCACAAAUGAUAUAAACUGCGAGGAGAAACCAUGCUUUAAGACUUCAUCUUUGUUUAAAAACAAUCCUGAAAUUCCAGAACUCCACAGACCUGUAGUAAAGCAGGUGCAAGAAAAAGUAUUUACUUCAGAUGCGUUUUGUGAACUGGACCUCCACCCACAUUUAAUUUCCACAAUAAACUCAGUCUUAAAAAUGUCUAGUAUGACCAGUGUUCAGAAGCAAAGUAUUCCUGCAUUGCUGGAAGGCAGAGAUGCCCUUGUGAGAUCCCAGACAGGGUCAGGUAAAACUCUUGCCUAUUGCAUCCCUAUGGUCCAGUCCCUUCAAGCAAUGACAUCAAAAAUACAGCGCAGUGAUGGUCCCUAUGCUGUGGUACUAGUGCCAACAAGGGAGCUGGCUCUACAAAGCUUUGACACUGUCCAGAAACUGCUUAAGCCAUUUACAUGGAUUGUGCCUGGAGUAUUAAUGGGAGGAGAGAAGAGAAAAUCAGAAAAGGCCAGACUUCGCAAAGGAAUAAAUAUACUUAUCUCAACUCCUGGACGUCUGGUGGAUCAUAUAAAAUCCACAAAGAACAUUCAUUUUAGUCGGAUCCGUUGGCUGAUUUUGGAUGAAGCAGACAGAAUCUUGGAUUUGGGUUUUGAAAAGGACAUCACCAUGAUCCUCAACGCUGUAAAUGCAGAAUGUCAGAAACGACAGAACAUCUUGCUAUCAGCAACACUCACAGAAGGUGUAACACGGCUAGCUGAUAUCAGUUUGCAUAACCCUGUCAGUAUUUCUGUACUGGACGAAAGCCAUGGCCAGUCUAAAUCAAUGGGCAAAGCCAUCCCUGAAGUCUGUCAUCCCCAAACUAGCAUCAAGCUGGACAACUUUGCAAUACCAGAGAGUCUCGAUCAGCAUGUGACACUUGUUCCCAGCAAACUGAGGCUUGUCUCCCUAGCAGCCUUUAUCCUUCAGAAAUGCAAGUUUGAAAAAGACCAGAAGAUGAUUGUCUUUUUCUCAAGUUGUGAGCUGGUGGAGUUCCACUACAACCUCUUCCUCCAGACCCUGCUGAACAGCACUGGGGCCCCAGCAUCAGGGCAGUUACCAUCUGCCUCCACGCGAUUAAAAUUCCUACGGCUGCAUGGCAACAUGGAACAGGAGGAAAGAACAGAGGUUUUUCACGAAUUCUCACAUUCCAAAACAGGCGUCCUUCUUUGCACGGAUGUUGCUGCUCGGGGCUUAGAUCUCCCUCAAGUUACGUGGAUUGUUCAGUACAACGCUCCAUCUUCACCAGCAGAAUAUAUCCACCGAAUUGGAAGAACUGCCCGGAUUGGCUGCCAUGGGAGCAGCCUGCUCAUUUUGGCUCCUUCAGAGGCAGAAUAUGUCAACUCGUUGGCUUCUCACAAAAUCAAUAUUUCUGAGAUUAAGAUGGAAGAUAUUUUGUCUGUUUUGACAAGGAAUGAUUGUUUUAAAGGAAGACGAUGGGGAAACCAAAAAUCCCAUGCUGUUGGCCCCCACCAAAUCCGCGAGCAAGCCACAGUCUUGCAGACAGUAUUUGAAGAUUACGUGCACUCCAGUGAGAAGAGGGUCUCCUGGGCAAAGAAAGCUUUGCAGUCUUUCAUCCGAGCCUAUGCAACCUAUCCCAGGGAGUUGAAGCAUAUCUUCCAUGUCCGAUCCCUCCACCUGGGGCAUGUGGCUAAGAGCUUUGGGCUAAGAGAUGCCCCCACAAAUCUUAAUGUCUCAGCUAUAAAGAAAAGGAAAACAAAUCAGAAAAGGCCUGACCUUCAUAAGAAGACCCAGAGUAAACACCGCCUUGCUGAAAUCUUGCGUUCAGAAUACUCAAGUGGGAUGGAGGCUGGCAUCGCCAAGGUCAAAAAGCAAAACAAACACAGAAAACCCGGCAACCAGCCACUGCAGAGCUGAGCUGCAGCCUGCGUUCAGCAUUUGCUGUGGGAAAAAAAUUAAAAACUUCUCUGUGAAAUGUUGGAAAAACUCACAAAAAGCUUACUGAAGGAUGGCAACUUACCAGAAAGUUUUUUAAAACUGUCUCCACAGGACUGGGCCUCAGUGUGGAUCCUAGAGGCCCAGGUGGCACUGAAUUGACCCCCUAUUCUUAUCAAAGGAGCCCUGUGAAAUUAACUGUGGUUCCUUUCCCCGAAUACUAAAGCUAUCCUAGAAGCCACAGUUCUUAUCUUUCAUGGGGGGAGCUCUGAUAGAAAUUAGUAGGGAGGGCUGGUAUGAAUUACAAUAUGAAUUAGCAAUUAACUUAUAUUUAUUUCAUCAGUGCCAGUCUCUUAUCUUCACCCAGGAGCCAACUUGCCAUAGAUUAAAUUGUGCCCCCAUAGCUUAAAUGUAAAAGCCUAAUGUACUGUGCUUCAGCCUGAAGGAAUUUUAUUCUGCCCUGUAACAAUGUUCUAAAGAAGUUUCAUAGCUUUACUUUAGCCCUAACAAUGUAUAUAAUUGGCAUAAAUUUUGUGGAGUAGAAUUUUAGAAUUGAAUUUGUACAAAAAGAAAAAAAACUAUUUUUCAAAUAAUCAUUUACCUUAUGUAAAAAUGCGUUGUUAAAAGGGACCAAAAUAGUUUUUGGUAAGGGUCAAAGUUGCUACAAUGUUUUCAGGCAGGUGACCCCUCCUACUUUGUAUAAGUAUUUUGCUAUCAACAUGUCGUAUUUACAUACAUUACUCUCUUUCAUGUCCACUGAAAACUUAUUCUCUCAGGGAUCAUUGGUUUGAUUUACUGUUGCCUUUUUUAUUUUACGUAAAGUCAGAAGGCACCAGUGUCCCAAGUCAUCAUUGUCUACCCCACCCACCCCCCACCCCCCACCCAAUCUUGUCUUCUAUAAAGAUCUGGGACUCUUUGUAUUGUGACCCAGGUGACAGCUGCCCCUCCCCUAUUGUGUUUUCCUGGAAAUUUGAAAGGGGACCCAUGGGGUGUAUUGAUUUCCCAAUAAAUGUAAGAUUUGGACACAGGCAGCUCUAGAGGGGUCCAAAAGAAAAGGUUAAAAAGCCUCAGCACCUCUUGUUUUGGCGUUGCUCUUGUUCUCUUCACUCUUUCUCUCAUUUCAGUUUUCCUUGUGCCUCCUCCUCUCUAAUUACUGAGUCGGCCACCCCUUGCUGUUCCUGCUACUGUGUGUUGAGGGCCCAUUUCAGUAGAAACUCCAAAUCCAAAUGAACUAAAUGGCCAGGAAAAGAUCAUGAGGUUUGGCAAGGUGGGCCUUUCGUUGGUGACUAAGGGGGGUCAGCAUUCUUAUCUCCGUACCCUCUCAGAUGGCAGGCAGGCAGACUCAAGAUGAAUGACAGCUGAAACCUCUCUAGAAAGGACUCUGCUGUGAGGGCCUAGUAGAACAGCUCUUCUUCAACAGGAAAAAUAUGACUUCAGAGUUGGCUGUCACAGAUGAAUUUAUAGGGAUGGCUGGUGAAAUUUGUAACAAUAAUUAAAAAAAAAAAAAAAAGCCUGCAGCACAUGUCAAACUGACUUUGGGCAAAUCUGCCACUUUUCUUAUAUUUGGAUGAAAAAAAGGAGGGAUCAAACAUGAUAGACAAAACCCAGCUGUGUGGGAAACAGGAUUAAUGCCAGUGAUUGGGGAUGAUCAAAGCAAAAAAAACCAUGGUUUUUUUCCCAGAGUGCCCAUUCCAUUAAAGGAAUCAGCAGAGUUCUGCAUUCCUGAGGGGAGAAGUGCUGGAACCUUGCAAUGUGUGUAAAGGCCAUAAUUCCGAGAUCAAAACUUACACUGCACUUGCUAGCAUUUAAGUUAGGAGUUCUUGCCGUAGAUGCUAUGUGGGCCUGUUUCUAACUAGAAUCAGUGUAUUAACCCAAGCUAAUAAAAAAAACAGGGAUUUAGCAGAUUUAGGGUUAAUAUUGUCUAAAUUUAAAUAACCUUAAAAUAAUCUUUCUUAUGGCUCUUGACAGAUUAUACAUUUCAGGUAUCAAUUAGGCAAAGCUUUAGCCUAAUUCCACUGUACAUAUUCUAAUUUUGUGUGUAUUUUCAAUCAUGCCUCUUUUUCUGAUUUCCCAGACUUAUGCAUUUCUGUGUGCCAUACACUUGAUUCUCAUACUGAAAGUCACAGAGAAUUUGGACAUUUAAUGGUGUGUUGCAGCCGAAAGCUUUUCCCCCAGUGUCUUGUACAAUGCCUUUUUUGAAUCCAAAGCAUCUUCAUGUUUGCACCCCUACCCUGCACGUCUUCAGAAGGGCCCCCCCAUUCUCAUGCACUAAAGGGCAGAGAUCCCUUGGUGAAUGAGGGGGCCUGUGUGUGAUCCAAUUAAGUCAGUGCUGAUGCAAUGCAAAUGGCAUCUUCCACUCCUAUAGAAGCAAAGAGUCAACCACAUCUCAGUGGACAUUUUUGGACAAAGCCCAGUGAAUUCUUUUGAUUUUUUUUCCUGGAUUGAAGGGAAGUGAGAUUUAGGGAAGAAAGAGAAAUAAAUAAGAGCCCCUCAAGGCAGGUAUAUCCCAAACUGCUAGUGGUCUCACUAUUUAGCACUUCAGACCCUCAACGUAAAGUCAGCGGAAGCCAUUAAAAUACAACGAUCACUUCCUAGAGACAGAAAUUUAAGACAUUUCAUUGGGGAAACCCAGCUUAAAAAGGGUACUUUAACUGGUCUUGUUAAAAUGGUUCUAUGACCGUUACACUUUAUCUCUUAAUCUGCUCCACCCUAGGAAAAAUUCAGAGCAAGACCUGUCAGUGUGGGGGCAGUGGGACAUCCUUAAAAUGAGCUCGACUUCUCAAAAAUGAUUAUCCAGAAGCCUGCACCUAAGGGCUAGUAGGGGAAUCCAAACUUCUUUUAAACU
Choloepus didactylus (southern two-toed sloth) is the source of this 5201-nucleotide messenger RNA. RefSeq names its product DEAD-box helicase 31 (gene DDX31). The transcript is spliced from 20 exons. Bases 176 to 2338 code for a protein of 720 amino acids. The record is from RefSeq and is a predicted model, not a curated record. Gene Ontology annotation, molecular function: nucleic acid binding; ATP binding. Gene Ontology annotation, cellular component: nucleus. Gene Ontology annotation, biological process: ribosome biogenesis. Lineage: Eukaryota; Metazoa; Chordata; Mammalia; Pilosa; Megalonychidae.